CGGAAGUGUCUUCCUGAUCCACCUAGCCUACAUCACUUUGACUGAAGCAGGUUUGACUGCAGAUUUUUAUUAUUUUAGUUAACGAAAAGACUACCUCGCCUUUUAUUCUGUCCUUUUUAAAUUAUUUAUACGUCUUGAAGGAUCUCUGGCUUGUCAGAUAAGGUAUUUCAAUAAUGCAUCUACUACUUUUGUAACAGAGCAGGAUCUCUAGCACUAGCAGAUAACGUAGUUAGCUAGCAAAUUGUUACCACCCAUGUAGGUUCGAGAGUGGAGACUGAGUGACGUAUGGAUCCGCUAGCGGGUUUAUGCGCUCUUCUGUUAUGAUUCAGGGAAAUCUACUGUCUAUGGAAUCAAAUCAGGAUUGAUGCCGCGCACAUCCACUGAUCUUUAUACCGAAAGAAACGGCUUAGGCUUUCAUAGAGACGUGUCUUCUAUCGCGUUUGCACACUCUUCUAAAUAGCUAGCUAGUUGAUUUUGCGUUGUGCCUGCUGUAAACAUCCACAUCCGUGAAAAAAGCUCGACACGCCUAUUUGAGCUAACAACAAGCAAAUGCAGCAAAAUUUCCCCCUGCACUGAUGUUAAGUUGUGGAGUCUCCCCCUGCACCAUUCGGAAAUAUACUACAACUUUUCGUUGUAGCUAUUGUUAGAUGGUGUGUUGCCAUGAGGGAAUAAGGUCUUAUUUGGCGGCUGUCACGCAGACUGAGCCACCAUGGCAUCAGCGGUCCAGCCAAAGACAGUCCCCACCUCAGGCGACGGGGCCUCCUCGGUCCUAUCUCCAGAGAAGGCCCACUACACUUCUGAUCGCUAUGCUGGCCUCAUUUUGGCGCAGAUGAACAAGAUGCGGCUCCGCGCCGACUUCUGCGACGUGCAGCUGCGCGUCGGGGGCCGUGCUUUUCGCGUACACAGGCUGGUCCUUGCGGCUAGCAGCCCGUACUUCUCCGCACUCUUCUCUGGAGGCAUGAACGAGGUCAACAAGAAGGAGGUGGAGAUCAUGGGAGUGGAGGCUGAAGUCUUUCAGAUUCUAUUAGAGUUUAUUUACACAGGCAUGAUAGAUGUGACUGUUGACAACGUGCAAGAGUUGAUUGUGGCUGCAGACAUGCUACAGCUGAAUGAGGUGGUCACCAUCUGCUGUGAGUUUCUCAAGGCCCAGAUGGACCCGUCAAACUGUGUGGGUAUCUAUCAGUUCCUGGAGCAGAUCGCCUGCAUGGACAUGCUGGAGUUCACAGAGAACUACAUCUAUGUACACUUCCUGGAGGUGUGUGUGGCUGAGGAGUUCAUGGGCCUAUUGAAGGACCAGCUGGUGAAGCUGUUGAGGAGUGAGGAGCUGAGGAUCGAGGAUGAGUACCAGGUGUUCACCGCUGCUAUGGACUGGGUGCUGCAGGACGUGGCCAAGAGGAAGAAAUAUGUGGUGGAGGUGCUGGACCCUGUGCGCUUCCCCUUGCUUUCUCCACAGCGCCUUUUCAAGUACAUUGAGGGCAUUUCUGAUUUUAGCCUGCGGGUGGCACUGCAGACUUUGUUGAAGGAGUACACCGAGGUCAGCAAGUGCCCAAAAGAGAACAAGAUCUUCAGUAUGCUGCAGCCAGCCAAGACUCGGCCUAGACGAAAGGCCAGGAAAUAUCUCUAUGCGAUUGGGGGCUAUACUCGGCUGCAGGGAGGCCGUUGGAGCGACAGCCGCGCUCUGAGCUGCGUGGAACGCUUCGACUCCUUCAGCCAGUACUGGACCACCGUCUCCUCCCUGCACCAAGCUCGCAGUGGGCUGGGCGUGGCUGUGCUGGAGGGGAUGAUCUACGUAGUGGGAGGCGAGAAGGACUCCAUGAUAUUUGAUUGCACCGAGCGUUAUGACCCCGUUACCAAGCAGUGGGCGGCUGUGGCUUCGCUAAAUUUCCCACGCUGUGGAGUGGGUGUCUGCCCCUGCCAUGGAGCCCUCUAUGCACUGGGUGGCUGGGUUGGAUCGGAGAUCGGCAAGACCAUGGAACGGUACGAUCCGGCGGAGAAUAAAUGGGAGAUUAUCGGAAGCAUGGCAGUCCCACGUUACUAUUUCGGCUGCUGUGAACUACAGGGGUUCAUCUAUGUGAUCGGAGGAAUCAGUGACGAGGGCGUGGAGCUGCGGUCUGCGGAGGUGUACGAUCCCAUCUCCCGCCGCUGGAGCGCCCUGCCCGUCAUGGUCACGCGGCGGGCCUACGUGGGCGUGGCCAGCCUCAACAACUGCAUCUACGCUGUGGGGGGCUGGAACGAGGCUUUGGGUUCCCUGGAGACAGUGGAGAAGUACUGCCCCGAGGAGGAGAAAUGGGUAGAGGUGGCCCCGAUGAGUGUGCCACGAGCAGGGGUGUCGGUGUCUGCGGUCAACGGCCUGCUGUACGCGGUGGGGGGACGCGCCUCCAGCCGGGACUUCUCUGCCCCGGUGACGGUGGACUCGGUGGAGAUCUACGACCCGCACCUGGACACCUGGACGGAGAUCGGGAACAUGAUCACCAGCCGCUGUGACGGGGGGGUGGCCGUGCUCUGAGGGCAGGAACUGACGGCAUUCCUCCUCACCCCCCCCGUCCAUCACCAAAACCCUCCCCGCCAACCACCGGCCCAGGCCCACUGGUUAUGACAUCACAAUCCCUUUUCCAGGGCGAUAUUCCCACCACUCGCGAGGGCCUUCUGGAGCACAGCACGUGGAUGUCACAGGCAUUGCAUGGGGCACAGUGAGAAUUUAUUAGAAUUUAUUAACACUCCACAUACUGGACCCUCUUUCUGAGGAGUAAUCAGGAGUGUUCAGAAUGGAAACAGACAGCACUGUUCUAUGAUAUCCAGCACAAGUUCAAUUGCUUGCAGAGCAGUCUUUUUUUUUUUUUUUUUUUAUAUAUAUUUAUGAGGUUCAUCUUCUAAUUGCAUUAUGCCAGCCAAACAGACAACUGGUGGAAAGAACUUUUAAAAUGCAGAUAUCUGUAACAUAAUGCUGUUACAGCAUGCUACAUGCUAAUGAAUGAAGCAUAUGGAGUGAAGUGGGGGUGUUUAUAACCAUCUGGAGUGGGUUAAAUUAUAACGGUCUCCAAAUUGUGGCAAUUUAUAGGCCAUGAGAAAAACUAGUCUAAAUUGUUAAAGGAAGAAUGUUUUUAAAAGGGGUAUACAUUUUUCAUUCCAGGUUUUGCAGGCUAAAAUUGGAAUAAAUCUCAAACCGGACAGCAGAGAGAAAUUGUCCAGAUUCUGUAGUCAAAUCUCUAACACCAGCUGAUGACAAUAUUUGUGUGCAGUCUUGUGAGCUGCAUCAUCCUGUGUCUGAGUCCACCCCCAUUCUCCUGUGAGAAUGUUUUUUUUCUGUGGCAAUUAACACCUUUACUUACGUGAGUGAAAAGCUAACCUACUUUGCUGUGAUAUUCCAUUUUUCAGUGUGACAAUUACAAGUAUCACUGUAGCAAGAUGGUGAGAUUUGUGUUUCAAUUCAUACAUUUCAAGAAUUUAGUAUUUUUACUGGACAAUCCGUAUGACUUAAUUGGUUUACCAAAUACCUCAACUGGUACGCACAGCCCUUCCAUUUUGUCAUGUGCUUGAAGUCAGGUCUGUUACAGAUUGAUAGGAAAGUAGUAAAAAAUGUUUCUAUGUUUUUA
This is a messenger RNA of Conger conger (European conger), 3593 nucleotides long. It is a transcript of the gene klhl27, whose product is annotated as intracisternal A particle-promoted polypeptide. Gene Ontology annotation, molecular function: actin binding. The record is from RefSeq and is a predicted model, not a curated record. NCBI's taxonomy places the organism in Eukaryota, Metazoa, Chordata, Actinopteri, Anguilliformes, Congridae. The coding region runs from base 710 to 2506 and encodes 598 amino acids. The transcript has 10 exons.